This is a messenger RNA of Sclerotinia sclerotiorum 1980 UF-70, 1932 nucleotides long. RefSeq lists its product as hypothetical. The transcript is spliced from 5 exons. The record is from RefSeq and is a predicted model, not a curated record. Gene Ontology annotation, molecular function: carboxypeptidase activity. The coding region runs from base 1 to 1932 and encodes 643 amino acids. NCBI's taxonomy places the organism in Eukaryota, Fungi, Ascomycota, Leotiomycetes, Helotiales, Sclerotiniaceae.
AUGCCCGACGAAAAACACAUAUACGAAGCGCUUCCAAUACCUACCUAUUCCGAAGCUAUCGGCGAAUCCUCCCGGGGCUCAACACCCAUAACUCCUCGAUCCAAUUCCUCCAACGAAUCCGCACAUCCAGCCGAACGAGAAGGCCUUCUAGGCCAUGAUCCCGGUGCAAGAAUCCCAGUUCCUACUCGCAGAGCUGGUUAUCGUCCUCCUCCUACCGAAGAUGGCAUCUCUAAUCGAGGCAGUAUGGAAAGGGAUACAUUUCUAAAUCAACAUGGCGAGCGCGAAAGUGAAGAUGAUGAGCAGGAACUCAUGGUGAAGAAUGGAUUAGAGGAAGUAAAGAUGGACGAAUAUGGAGUUUAUCUGAAUUAUCCAAAGGAGGGAGGAAGGAAAAUCGAAUUACUUGGGGAAGAUGGGAAUCCCACUUGGCAGGCUAAGAUUGAUGAGCCACAACUUUAUACGAAUCCACCGCGACAACAAACGCCUGUUUUUCAUGGACAUUCGAAGGCCGGAGACGUGACGGGACCGUUAUUAUAUUGUAAUUAUGGAUCACAAGCUGAUUACAAAACAUUUUACGAUGGUGGAAUUGAGACAGAAGGAGCAAUUGCUUUGGUUAGGUAUUACGGUACGCAAGGAGAUAGGGCUUUAAAGGUCAAGGCUGCGGAACGUUGGGGUUUUAAAGCUGUGAUAAUGUAUAGUGAUCCGGCCGAUGAUGGAUUCACUUUGGGUGAUACAGCCCCCAAUGGUAGAUAUAUGCCAAAAGACGGGGUUCAACGUGGCGCAGUUAGCUUGAUGAGUUGGGUGGUGGGCGAUGUUCUUACCCCUGGAUGGGCAAGUGUAAAAGGGGCAAAACGAAUACCAAAAGAGAAUAAUCCGGGGUUGACGAAUAUUCCCAGUAUCCCUAUCUCGUGGGGAGAUGCACAAAAACUUUUGCAGUCUAUUCAAGGAUUUGGAGUUGAAUGUCCUCCAGAUUGGACAGGUGCGGUUCCUGAUGUUAAAUAUUGGUCUGGAAAUCUUUCAACACCGAAAGUUCAUCUUGUUAAUGAACAGGAUGAAGUUGAGCAACAACCGAUUUGGAAUGUUUUGGGCAAAAUUACCGGUGUUGAGCAAAAGGAAAAAUCCGUCAUUGUUGGUAAUCAUCGUGAUGCUUGGGUUUUUGGUGCUACGGAUCCUGGUUCAGGUACCGCGAACAUGGAAAAGUUACGCAAGGAUGCUUUCGUUUAUCUUAAUGUUGAUGUAGGCGUUGGUGGUGAUAAAUUCAGAGCAGCAGGAAGUCCGGUUUUCAAGAAAGCUCUUCUUCGAGUCUUAGAUCGCACAACGGAUCCGUAUCGAAAUGCUACUCUUCGACAACUAUGGGACGAGAGGAAGGGUCAAUUAGAAGGUCUAGGAGCUGGAAGUGAUUAUGUUGCUUUUCAAGAUAUGGCAGGAACAUCUUCUCUUGAUUUUGGAUUCGAAGGUCCUGUCUAUCCAUAUCAUUCAGCAUAUGACAAUUUCGAAUGGAUGGCCACUCAAGGCGAUCCCAAUUUUCGCUAUCACAAACUUCUCGCUCAAGUCUGGGCUCUUCUCAUUCUCGAAUUUUGCGAUCGCGCAGUCCUUCCUUUUGAUUUCAGAGCUUAUUCCGCAUCCCUCUCGAGUUGGGUUAUAAAUUUGGAAGAUUGGGCAGCAAGUUUGGCUUCGCAUAGAAAGAGUCAUAAUACUCGGAUGGCGAAUUUUGAAACUCAUCUUUUGGAUUUGGAGGAAGGUGGUGGGAUACCCAAUAGAACACAAUUUAAACAUGUCAUCUUUGGCCCGCAACUCUGGUCCGGAUAUGAAGAGGCGUACUUCCCGGCGAUUAGGGAUGCGGUUGAAGUGGGUGAUUGGGCGUUGGCUAAGGAUUUGGUCGAGAAGACGGCGAGGAUUAUUAAGAGGGCUAGUUCGAAGAUGGCGGAUGGGUGA